ACUUUUAAGUUGAAUAUUUGAUAAUUUCUUUGAAACUGGAGCUUUAGUUUUGCGCCGAUCGUUGACUUGUACGUUUAUGCUGUUUGCUUUAAUCUAACUUUUGUUUUGUUAAAGUGUACAGAUACAUUAGAAAUUAAAUAUUAAUAAAAAAAUAUUGGUGCAGCAAAAUUUACCUAAAUAAGUUUAAAGUAAAAUUGUAGAAAAAUGAACAAAAAGUAUAAUAAAACAAAAAAGAGCGUUCCUGAGGUUGUGGAGAAACCUUUAACAAUUAGCACUGGCAAGACCUAUGCAGAUAUAUGUUCUAAUUUUAAGAAUAAACUUAAUAUCAAAGAAGAUGUGGAAAAGGCACCAGGGUCGGGAGCGCAAAAGCCUGGUCCUAAUCUUCCGUAUUAUCGUAUUUUUGAACAACCAUAUUUCGGAAAUUUCACAAUAGUCGAAGACCUGGCAUAUUAUUAUCCAACAGAUAAAAUGAAGGUUGCUCAAGGGAAUCGGUUUAAUAGUGAAUUUCUGGCACACGGUGACAAAGUGAUAGAAGACUAUUUAAGCACAAACGAAUUAACGUCAAACAACAUUUGUAAGAUAUUUCAAAUGCUCAUACAAAUAGAGGAUCUUCACACUAUGUUGUCGUAUUGCAAUGUAUAUCUCGAAAAUGUGGUAGUAAGUAAUACUACAAGUGAAAAGUAUUUAAAAUUCAAUAUAAACGUACCAUCACAUAUUAAUAUUGAUGAAAUACUCAACCCUAUAAUGGAUGAGGUGGUCUUUGUGCCUCUUAUGAGCCGUGCAAUGUCACAAAAUCAACUUAAUUAUCCCGUUGAUCUACUGUUACACCAUCCACACGAGGCACUCGACAGCGGUGCCGAACUUUUUCGAGAAGUCGGUAUACUCGAUAAACUGGAGGGACAAACCGCUUAUGUGGAAUGUUCUAAUCCACGAUUUAAUAUUACUAAAAAAUAUGAUAUUAUAUUUCGCUCACAUCGUGUACAUGUUCGUUAUCAGCAUCGUGCAUUGGAAUUGUUAAAUGAAGUUCGUCGUGACUAUCUUUUUCCUAACAGAAAUCCUUAUAAACAAGAGUUCACCAAUGUUGUUAAAUUAAAACUAAUUAAUGGGCAGAUUUUUGAGAAUCCCGAACAAUUACAAGCUGUGCAGCAGAUUGUCGGCGGUGCAAAUCCCUUUGCGCCAUACAUAGUUGUUGGGCCACCAGGUACCGGAAAAACGACCACAAUCGUCGAAGCUAUUUUACAGCUUUACAUUAAUCGACCCAAAUGCCGCAUUUUAAUUACUGCCAGUACAAAUUCGGCUUGUGACACAAUCGCUUUGAAAUUAUGUGAACUAUUUGAAAAUAAUCUAUUACUCCGAAAACUAUCUUUACAACGCAGAGGUGUUAACUUUAUGGGACGUCCCAAACCGCCCACCCAUAUGUUACGUGUAUUUUCAAAAUCACUGUGUAAGAAAGGUAUGAAAAAUAUCAACCGAAACCUUUUGGAGCAUUCGAAUUUUUGCAAACGUGAAUACAAAUCGCCAUCUGUGAGUGUAUUACAAAACUACAACAUAAUUAUAGUGACACUCAUUACCAUGGGUCGUUUGCGUACCGGCACCAAUGGCGAUUGGCCAUUUUCGCAUGUUUUUAUUGAUGAGGCCGGUGCCACUACGGAAACGGAAGCAUUGAUUGCUAUCACAAGUGUGAAUACGAAAUAUUGUCGUGUAAUCUUAUCGGGAGAUACGAAACAAUUAGGACCGGUUAUCAUGUCACGGGUAGCCGCUGAACUUGGUCUUAAAUAUUCGCUGAUGGAACGCUUGCUCGAACGUAAUUGUUAUGCCGUCAAUACGGAUGGUACUUAUGAUUACACAUUACAAACACGUUUGAAACGCAAUUUUCGUUCGCAUCCGGCAAUUGUCAAUAUCUAUAAUCAUCUCUAUUAUGAUAAUGAAUUAUUAGCAAAAGUCAAUUUAGCUAAUUUGUUUAGUUUGCAAAACUUGACUAUUUUGAAGAAUAAAAACUGGCCAGUGAUCUUUAUAGCAGUGGCUGGUAAACUUGGCAAAUCCUCAACAUCAUGCAGUUCCUUUAAUCAACUGGAAAUCAAUACAGUCGUUCAGACAAUUCAACAGUUGGGGGUAAAACCAAACGAUAUUGGAGUAAUUUCUCCAUACAAAUUACAAUGUACAUACAUAAAGCAAAAUUUACAGAAGAAAAAUAUACAAGGUGUUGAAGUGGGUACAGUUGAGCUAUUUCAAGGGCGAGAGAAGCCUAUAAUAAUUGCCUCAUUUGUUAAGUCAUUUUGUAAUUUAGGCUUUACCGCCGAUCCGAAGCGCCUCAAUGUUGUCUUAUCGCGUGCACAAUCACUCCUCAUACUCAUAGGAAACCCAAAAACUUUACAACAAAGUGAUGAUUUUGAAUAUGUAAUCAAGAAGUGCAAACAUAUGGAAAAUUUCAAGACAAACUUGCUAACAAAGUGAAAGCAAGCGAUAACAAGUGAAUUACUCUACAUUACAAAUAAAAGUUAAAACCAAAUUUAUAGCUUUAAAUAGCAUGGCUCUUCAUUUUACAUUCACAAACAUAUACAUAAGUAUGUAAAUAUUUUCUUAGUUAUCAACAUACAUAUGCAUGUAUAUUCAAAUUCCUUUUCAUAAUUUUUCUGCACUAAAACAAAUAUCAUAGAAUGUACU
Messenger RNA from Bactrocera oleae (olive fruit fly), 2664 nucleotides. Lineage: Eukaryota; Metazoa; Arthropoda; Insecta; Diptera; Tephritidae. The record is from RefSeq and is a predicted model, not a curated record.